GGGUGGUGCUGGGGGCACUGGGUGGUGCUGGGGGCACUGGGUGUCCACGUGGCUGUGGGGUGGCACUGGGGUGCUCUGAAGGCCAGGCUGGUGCGUGGGGUGCUCUGAGGUCUGUGGGGUGCCCUUGGGGCUAUGCCGUGGAAGAGGACGGUGUUGGGUGGAUUAGAGAGUUGGCUCUGGGAUUCCAGUCCCAGUGAGGGGCUGGGACAUGGGAUGGGAGGGGCUGCAGCACCAGGGCUGGGCUGCUGGACUGGGAGUGAGAAGUGUCCUAGGAGAAAGAAGCUGGAGUAAGUGGGGUGGGAGCUGCGUGUGUGAACUCUGCCGUGGAGCUGGAGUGAGGGGCUGGGGCACAGAGGUCUGUGGAAGGGAUGUAGGGAUUGGAAUAAAAGGUGGAAAAUGCAGUGAUGGGGUGGGAGAUGGUGUAUGGGACAUCAGAUCUUCUGGGAUGUGUUGUGAGGAACAGAUAGGCAGCUUUGUUGCAGGAAGAAAGGAAAAGGUGAGUGAAGCAAUGUAUGAGGUCUGCUGGGAAGAAUUGAGUUGAUACAUGAGGGGAUGGAUGUAGUGGAUGUAGGGGAUGGAUAUGAGGAGCUGGGACUUGAGUCAUUGGGAGAAAGGGACAUGGGAGUGGGAUUGUGGUAUGGGGAGGCAUUGGGAGCCAGAAUUUGGGGUGGACUUUCAGCAUGGGUGGUGCAAGUGAGGGAAACUGUAGGGCUCCAGAGCUGGGAAAGCAGUGUAGGUAGUUCAGGAGAGCAGGAAUCCAGGGAAGCUGAGCAUAUAGUGUUGAACUGGUAUGUGGGAUAGCUGUACAAGAGGAGUUUGUGGGACGCUAAGAGUGUGGGAGGGGAUCUUGUAUAUCGGGAUUGUGGGGAAAAGCAGUAUCUGAGAAGGCAGGGGCAGUGUUUUUAUUUGGAAGUAUUCCUGCUAGGUAGAGGAGAGGCAUUUUGUCUGUGUGUGAGGCAGUCUGUGCCCUGGCUGGCUGCUGAGGGGGAUGAGAAAGGCUAAAUCUAUAGAAACACUGCAAGUUCAUGAGGUCAAGGGUUGGAUGAUGAGAAACAACUGAACACUGAAGACCCCAAAUGCUCAGGGAAAUGAUGAGACGGGUAGAUGCAGGAAGGCAACAAGGCUCCACUUCUAAGAUGAGCGAGAGCACCCUGGUUUUCUGUGUAGUCCAACUUUCUGCUUGUGAGGUCUCAGUGUAGGUGAUGGAAUGAUGGGACCAGAAGGGCCUCUGCUGAUGGAGCAUUUGGGAUUUGGAGGGUGGAUGUUGCUCGCAGAGGGGAGACAAAGUGUGAGGACGCAGAUGGGAGGAAUCUGAUGUGACAGUCAACUGUGGGUUGCUAUUUGGGUAUAAAAAAUUAGGGUGGGAUGAUUACAUGAUUAGUGGCUUAAUAGUAAACUACAUGAGAAAUCAGAGAACUGUCAUGCAGCAAAGAAAGAAAGAAAGUAUGAAAGAAGUGUUAGUAGGUUGUAGAACAGUUCAAAGACCACCAGUGUGAAAGGGAAGAUGCUUUUACUCUCCAGAUGCCGAACCUAACUUGGACUCUGAAACUGGUCUGGAAAUGACCAUGAACCUCACUUUCUGGGAGAGGAACAUCAAGUCUUGUAGCUCUUCCCUGGUAAAGUAACACCACUUUGGUCCAGGCAGAGAAGAGAGGGUUGUGCCACGUCAAGUUUGGCUCAUAAAGCCUCCCUGUUGGUGAUUUGUUGUUCUUCUGUCAAAACACAGUUUGAGGAAGUGGGGGAGACAGUUAUUCCAGUUUUUAGGGGUUCCAGUAACAUUUUUUUCCUUGAAAGUGUUUUGUCCUUGAUUUCUUUGUGAAAAGCCCACACAGACAUAAGCGUCCUUAAAUGCAUCAAGCUUUAAAAGCAUGAGGAAAAAAAUUUGAUGUAGAUUUUUUUUUCCUCUGUUUUGUUGGGUUAUUUGGUCAGUGAUUGCUCAAAAUAUUUCAAAAACAAAUGUUGAAAAGCUAGGCAAGGCAUUACAUUAAAUAAAAGAGUAUGGAAUGAAAGAAUUAACAUACCUAAACAGCUUUAUUCCCACUUCUUUUUGUUUACCUCUCUGCUGCUUUAUAUGAGGUCUUGUCAUGCCCGAUUUCUGCCUGCAGUGGGGUGUUACAGUUGCUGGACGGGUGAAGUUGUGUGUUCAUCCUGUGGCAGUGGAGCUGUGCUCACAGAAGUGCACAUGCCUGCAUCCCAUAGCAGAGGGAUCUGCUCUCUCCCCUGAAUUACAAGGGCUGAUUUGGUGAGGUUUUAUAGCCAUUUUGGACAAGCUGGCAUGAUGGCUCUGUUGUGCGGUGUGGAAUUUUUUUUUUCUUUUAAUAGUGAUCUCCAAAGAGAUUAUUUUUAAUGAAUGUGUCCCUUUUUUUCUUACUCAGAGCAUAAAAAUGGCUCAAGGGCUCAUAUUCUUUCCCUGCCUCCCUUGCUGGCCUCUCCUCAAACAACAAAAGAAAGGCAUCUUUCUUUUUUUAACUUGAAGUUAGCAACGAUGUCAGUUUUGGGAUUUGGCAAUUUUCUCAGUGGGGAGAGUACUUUUUUGUUUUGUUGUUUGUUUGUUUGUUUUUUAAUUUUCUUUUUUUUUUUUUUUUUCAAAUCUGGGGGGUUUUGGGGUCAGGUUUUUAUUGUGGAGAAGGGUCUGGGGAUCUUGGGUCUCACUGCACUUGUGUGAACUCUUAACACCUUAAUUGAAGGGGUGGAGAUGCUGAAUCACUAACAAAGACCUCCUUUAUCCAAAAUGUUAAUCAAUCAUUGACGUUAAAUAAGUGUGAACAAAACCAAGCAAAAAAAAACCCCACCCUAAACAAGUUUUUGUGUAAGUUCCACUCCCAUUCAGCUGCUCAUCUUUGGUCAGGUUAACAUUCUUUUGGGGAUGUAUUUUGUGCAUGUGUACUUGAUUUUUGCAAUGUUUGGUAAAAGUUCUGUUGCUGACUUACCAGUGUAGUUUUCCCAAUACAGAUCAUUUAGCUCAGAGAUGCAUUAAAAUGUUUUGGGGGAAAUUGUGAUCUCCUUUGGUGUGAGGGAGUAGCUGGACUAUGACAGUACGGUUGUGACCAUCUUUUUGUAUUUGUUUUGGGGAGGUGUUUUGCUUUUCUCUCUUGUGAUCAGUUAAUUUGUUUAUUGGUCAACACAGUCUUCUGAGCUAGGCUGGACCUGAAUUUUAAUGUGAAAGAAAAUAAAUAGUUUCUGUUCAUGCAACCAGAAACUUUGUAGAUCUCUUCUGUAUAUUAUGAAUACAAAGAGUGUGGACUCUCUUCUUGCUUCCCUGUGUUUCCCCCUUGCUUCUCCCCCCAUAUUGCAUUUCAUCUGUGCAGUUCAUGGCUUGGAUUCAUUGUAUUCGGUUAGGGUCAGUCCACAGCCAGAGAAACUACAUUUGUUACAAAAUAUCCAAAUAUAGAAACUAAGGCAACUACAAGCCACAAGGCCAAAAUGUUCAUAUACAACUGCUUUUCUGGGCAGUAUAAUGUUUGAGGUGGAUAGGAAUGGAGUACCUUUGAUCCAUAUUUCCUAGCUAUUCAGGCUUGUUGCUCCGUAACAUGUCUCCCCAUACUUAUUUUUACAUAUUUCUCUCUAGAUUUUUUUUCCUCUGAGUUCCUGACGUGCUCUGUUGACUCUCUUGCCUUACAAACUGUGCCCAUGGCUUAGGAAUUUUGUUAGUCUUUUAUAAAUUCAAUAGGAAAAGAAAUCAAAACCCAACCAACAACAACUUUAUCCUGUGGAGCAAUUUACACUCAAGUGAGUAUUCAAACUAAUUUCUGUCUUACAUGUGACCUGGGCUGCCUCACAGGGCUUCAUCUCCUCUGCUUUCCGGAAGUUUACCAGAAUUUCUUCAGAGCAAUGCAGGCAGCCUUCAUAAAAUCCUUCUAACUAGCUCGCGUGGCCUUGGACUUGACAGAAAUCCCUGCGCCUCGCUAAGUUCUGUGCUCUGUUUACACAGAUAUGAAGUCCUUUAACCCAGCAAGUUUUGCUGUGGGCUUGGAUUUCCUGCUUGCAAGCGCUGCUGGAGUCCCUCUAGUCUUCCUGCUGGCAAAGUCAAGGUGUUAACUCAGGUUUUCAGAGCAAUUUGUGAAUGGAAGGAGAUUUUAUUGCUGAGUUUCUGUCCAAGCACUGCUCUGCCUAUUCGAUUUAAAUUAGCUUUCCCCCACAUACUUGUCUGUUAGGGGGUUUUUGUUGUGUUUUAGGAGUUUAAUAAUUUUGGAGCUUGAUCUCCUUUGUGAUAAGGACUGUACAAGUCCAGAAGAACAGGAACCUUGUUCAUGAUUAGGAAUUCCUGAUAAUGUCAAAGAACUUGAACAAAAAUAAUCCUAUCUGUUGGGAAACUUCUAAGGGUUGCCUUUAAGACCACUCAGGCUCACAAACACUAGUUAGCAAAACUAGGUGAUAUUUGAAUGUGCUGAAUCCAAGUGAACCGUUCCAGUGCUGACUUUUAAUUUAUAUUUUUGAAAAAGCAGGGCUGUACUUUGUGGCUGCACCCUUACCUGUAGGGCCUAACACUAGCUAGGGUUGGCUUGUGAGGAGUGCUUGCCCGUUUUGACCAGCACCUUGCUGGUGCUGCUGCUGGAGCAGCUGGAUGCUGAAAGGAUCCAGGAGUUGAUCUGGAUUAUAAGUGGCCUGGUAAAAAAAAAAAAGAUUAUACUUAGCCUGCAUCAGUUUGCCAAACUGGUUCACUGUUAGGCCACGUAAGUGGUUGUUUGGGCACAUCAGACAGAGUGGUGCAGGGGUGGAAGUAAAUAUUGGUAGCAGCAGUUCUUUAAGCUGGCAUUGCUGCCAAAAGGCGUGCUCAUCUAACUAUACCCCAAGAGUCUGCUAAACUUGCUAAAUGUUUUUUUACACCUGUUUGUUACAGCUUCCCUUGCCUGAGAACAGUUGCCUUCAGCUUACCUUGUUCUUUUUGCCAGAAAUCAUCUCUGAACACAGAGGCAAGGUAUCAAAAGAGAAACCUCUCUUUAAGGAGCUUUAAGCAGGGCAAAAAGAAGGCUAUGGGGGUUUAGCUAUGGAAAAGUUUCUGCUGCGUCAAGAGUGCCUGAUGAUACAGAACAUGCACUGUAAAUUGACUAUAGACUAUUUAGUGUGGUUGCAAUUAAGCAGUGAAAUUCAUGCUGUGAGAAUCAUCAGGAGCAAGAAUUCAACAAGAGUUAAAAAGCAUCAGAUGUCUGUAGGAAUAUGAAGAAUAUUCAAUUAUCGUAAUCAGUGACAGUAGAAAUUUUGGAAGAGGUAUUAAGCCUGUGGUCUAAACCUUGUUUUUUAUUCUACUCUAACAGAUGUGCUGCUAUAUUGGGAAAGAGAGGGAGGGAAUAGCUUGUUGUGCCUGGGUUUGCUGCAGGGUUCUCACACACUUCUCUGGAAACUUGAUUGAGACCAGUGUUUGAGAUGUGACAUUCGACUGCACAGGCUUCUGGUUGGAUCGUGGUGAACCAUCCUGAAAUCUUCUGAUCUGAGCUACCAAGGUGUGACUAUGAGAGGUGAACUGCUGCUAUCCAGCUUUUUACAUUUGUUUUACUCCUCCUGGGGUUGUUCUUAUCCACUCUUUGUCAGGGUUGGAUCUGAGCACUCUGGUUUUGAUCUGCUUUGGCAACACUCAUUUGACUUUAUUUUAAAGACUACUAUGAAAUUUUUACUAUAUCUGAAGAAUGAAUGUUACCUAUUUAGAACAGAUAGAUAUGCACCAUGAUUCCUUUCUUUUCAGACAGACUUAAAAGGAGAGGUGAGAUUUUUCCUUGUUUAGCCUCUGAGAAGGAGCUUGUGGAAUAGGGAAGGGAGAUGAACAGUGGACUGUAAGGUGGUUGGCCCAUUUUUUAAAGCCUAGGUAGAAUCAAUGAAAUCCUUUUGAAUGCAGUGUCCUCCGAGAGCUCGCUGAAAAUUGGGUGCUGUAGUCUUGAAAACAGUGCUGGUUUUAAGUGCUCCUUAGUGGUGCAGUCUAUGACAAAAAGAGGGCACGAUACACACAAUAAUUUAGCUGCCUAUGGAAUUGAGGGAGAGUUAAUGUUUUCUGUAUUGAGUUCUGAGCAGUUGUUGUUCUGGCACAGGUAGCCGCGCAGCUGCCUGUCCAGCUCCUAGCAUUUGCAGUUACUGUGAGCUGGUUGUCAUUUUCUCUUGUUCUCGUGGCUGUUGGGCCUCUUAAGAAAGCAGUGCCACUGUGGUUUUGCUCCUUAGCUUUCCGGUGGGGCUGUCUGCAUAGCGGCAGGGCAAGGGAGCUUUAAAUCACUGACCCAUCUUGUCACCGGAUGGUCCCCGUGUGCCUGUUGUUGUCCUCUGUGCCUUCUGAACAAAGGGUGCAGAUAUCUGUUUUACCUUAUCAGGGGGCAGUUGGGGCCCGUGGGCUCUUUUAAAACCAGGUUAGGUUUGAUUUGGUGACGAACUUGAGAACAGAGCUUGUGAUUUAUCUACUCCACUGUGUUACUUACGCUCUACAAAUUGCUUUAGGUCUGUGAGUCUGCUGGUGUAUGUUGUGUCAAGCUAUCUUUGCCACCUUUGCAGUGUGUAUAGAGUUGUGAAGACCUGAACAAAAACUCAGGUUUAGAGGUUCACUGAUAAAAACACUGGGUAAGAGCAGCACCAGACCGUUUUUCAGGUGGCUCAGAGCUCUGCUUUCUGCAUUUUGCUAAACUGACUUCUUCAGGUGUCUUGAUAUCGCUGUUCCACUGCCUGUGAAAUGGCAGUGUUUUAUCUAUGUACCAAUCUGGAUUUGUUUGAGAGUUGAUUAGAAAUGUAUUUGCAGUGUAAUAUAAAACCAAGCUGUAGCCUGUCGAGGUGAGCAGCCACAGCUUCAACAGUGAGAGCUGUUACAGUGGAGAGUUUAGGCCGUCCUGUGUGUGGAGAAACUCUUCUCAGAACUUCUUCUAGGGGAUUGGGAGUUUUCCACCACAUUUUAUAUGUAUUUGUGAGAAAGGAGUAAAGAACUUCAGGCCAAAAUGACUUGACAGCUUGUUAGCAAGAAAACACUUUCUUCUGUCUCUUAAAAAAAAUAAAUAUACAUAUGUGUAUAUAUAUAUAUAUAUAAAUUUUAACCUUCUUGUGGUUGGGGAUAGAAGGUUGAAACUGUCAGGCAAAUAGCCACCAUCCAGCAGCAAUGCUUCUGAAUGCUCUGGUGGAAGCCAGCUUUGAUUUGACAGUUAUGAGUCUUUGAAAGUAGCGCUCUGUUUAUACAGCACAGUAAAUACUUUGAAGUGCGUUAGGCUUUGCUGUACAUGCGUGGCUAACUGGAAGAAUAUUAAAUGCCUACAUCUCAUGUUGAGUGAGGGAGGAUCCCGCAGCAAUUGGAAUUGCAUGCUCCUCGUACUUUUAUAAGAUCAUGUCAAAGCAGUAGAUUUGCUAAUGGACCUGAUUAUACAAUUGCUUAAUUUCUUGUCAAAAUAACAUUUUUUACACGCGGUGUUCUGAGAUCUUUGAGGUGACCUCAUGUUAUUUAUCAAAUGUCAGUUUUUCAUCCCAGCAGCUUUGAUAUAAUCAUGUAGCAUCGUGGAGCACUGUGUACAUGCAGUCUUUGCUUGCUGGAGUUCUUUGAAGUGCCUUACUCCUCAGAAGAGUCAUUGUUGUAUGGAAGAUCCUACAUCUAAGGACGAGGAAAGCAGUAUGGAAGCGCUGCACUGUGUGGCUAAAGGUCGUGCUACAUCUCAUGUGCCUAAUGUGGGUCUAAAAGCAAAGAAGUGAGGGGUUCAUUGCACCCCCUGACACUCACCUUACCCAGCAGUAAGUGCAGGGCAUAGAGUAACCCUCCAGCUCUGUCCCUGUGGGAAUGGCAGCUUUGUGGCGCUGAGCUCCCAAGGUACUCAAGAGCAGCAGGAGGAGAAGAGCAGAGGGAUGGCUGGUGGUGACAGUCCUGAAGGAAAACUGGCCCAACAGGCAGUGCUGGAAGGUAGUGAUGCUCAGGGGAGCCUUGAAAAACUGCUCAUUUGGGAUGAGAGAGACCAAAUGCCUGUGAAGGUGAAGGUUAAAAUGGAGGAAGGUGUGUGGGUUGCCCCCAGCGACUCUGAGGGGCAUCGUGUGUCAUGUCCCCUUGCAGCAUAGCAGGGAGUGACUGCUCGCUGUAGCACUGGGUUUUCCUCAGAGCAGCUCUGUCCUGUACUGACCCAUCCCAGGCUCACUUAGCUCAUGAAAACUGACAAGAUUGCAGCCCAAGGAGCUAUGCCUGAGGAUUGCUUCUUAUCUUUCAUUCUGGAAGCCUGUUGAAGGGAUGCUGAAAGGAAAGGGAAAAGCCCUUUUUUUUUCCCCAGGCUGAACUGAUAGGUGACUUGUUUCUCCCAAGCCUUCUGCUUAAGCAGUAUAGCGUUACUACUUGUUGAAGAACAAACUGGUGUCUCCUCAGUCCUGUCUUCCCAUCCAUUAUUUCAGCAUAUUUCCCCCCACUCCCUUCCCACAGAUUAUUUUCUAGAUAAUGGGCUGCUGGCAAGCUUGAUACAGGUGUCUUUUACCUAUGGCUGUUCAUGCAGAUGUCCCUAUUUAAAUUUUUGUAAAAAGAAACCCAGAGAAGUAAGGGAGAAAAGAAUGCCUCUGCCUCUGAACACGUUGCCUGACUCCUGAAAAGUAGAUGAAAUUUUGACAGAAGCCAAAGCAGUGAAAGCAGCCUGUGGAAAACUCUUUAUCAUUGUCCACUGAACAUGCAAUGCUGACUGAUGCUGGGGCUGUUAACUGCUAACACGAUGUGGAAAGCCUGUCGUAUAUUAGGGAAAUACUGUUAAAACAUUUCUUGAAAAAUCCCUUAUUGCUCGAUCUGUUGAUCUUUACCGGUGUUAACAGCAGUAGGAAUUGCAGGGCAGACGGGCUGCUGCUCAGGCAAGUGACACCCCACGUAAGGUGCUUAAAACUCCAGCUGUAAAGUACAUAGACUGCUCCCGGCAUUGCUAACAGAGGUGGAGCUGAACUGGUGCUGGCAGCUGUGCAGGAGUGCUGAGCUGAGGUCAGUGUGACGUUGUGACACGCUGCGGGGUGUGCAACGGCGUCCCCAACGCCCUGGCAGCAGCCUGGCUGACCUGCAAAUGCCACUGCUGCUGGAGAGGCUGGGAUGGCAUGAACACCAAGGGGAAGCGCUCUUAACAUUCCUAUACCCGAGCAGAUAGUUGUACCUUAGGUUUUGAGUUUGGUGUUUUUUUCUUUUUAAGGAUUUUUCUUUUUGGCAUUUUCCCCCACACUGAUUUCUGGAACUGUGUCAGAAUCUGCCAAGAGCUUGUUUGAGUCCCAGGUGGACCAAGUAGUUUGAGUGUUUUGUACAUAAUAGCAGCUGGGAAAUUGAAAGGCUCUUCGUGUCUGUCUCUGUACACCUUGGAUCUGCUCACCAGCAUCCGUAAGUGUCUGUCUCCUCCAUUACUUUGGGGAAGGAGUCGUACGGAGUCAGAAGCUGUCUAGGACAGUCAUUCAUCCCCCCUGGAUUAAUAAUGCACUGAGGUGUUGUUUGAUGCACUGAAAAAAGGUUUAAUGGACAUGUAGUUGUCUGUUUGACAGAAAGUGUCAGUGUUACUCACAGCUCUCAAAAGUGAUGCUUAUGAGAGUAGUGGGCAAUGUGUUUGUUGCAAAAGACUAUUUUAGGAUGAUUUUUUUAAAAGUACCUAAAAACACUAAUUACUUGCAUAGUAAUAUGCUUCGUGGCUACUGUUGGUUAUCCAUGUGCUUGUCAGCAGGAGGAAGGAAAUGAGUAGUUGCUAGAGAUACCAUUUUCUGAGAGAAGGAGAUGGUUACACGAGAAAUGUGAUAAAACACUUAAUUCCCUGAGCCUUUGGGUUUGUAUUGACUAUACAUUUUAAGGAUGGAGACCAAAAGGUUGAAUUUUCUGUGGCCGUUUCUGUUCUGGAUGGACUUCAGGAGAGAUUGAUUCUUUGGGAGAUGUACAUAUGUGUGGUGAUAGGAGUUGGGGGGGGAAUUAUGGGAGGAAGGGCAUCUGUACUGUGACUGGGCAGGCACAGGUAGGCUCAGCAGAGCUACGCUGUAUGACUACACAUACUGUAUUUGCACAGGGGUGAUUAAGUAUAUUCUUCCAGUUUCUGUGAGGCUUAUCCUGUGGUCCUAAAUUCUUACAUUAAGUUGAGCAAGUCAGAGGAACUCCUCUCCCAUGUAAUGGCAUAGAAUCUUGCACGCCCUUUCCAUGUCAAUGUGCUUGUAGGUCUUCAGGGUGCUAGUUUUAAGUGAGCUUGUCUUUGCUCAGCCCCUUUCUCUGUGCUUCAGGGCUGGAGGUAGCUGUAGGCAAUAACCUACUCAUUUAGAGUUUACCAGAGAGGUGUGUAGUCACCAUGUGUACAGGAGAAGGUGUUUUCUCUGUGGAGGUUGUGUAGUCCCCACAUUCAUGUAGCAAAAUAACUUUGGGUGACAAAUUCUUGAUUAUUCUGUUGCUUGAAAGUUAUUUCCAGUGCAAGACUCAGCAGAGAGGUAAUACUGUGCAGACUUUGGAAUAGCAGUGAUUUCUCCGAUGUGGAUAAGUGGAUUUUGUGAAACUGAAGACCUUGUGUAUGCUGUAACUUUUUAUUGCCAAGACAUAAACAUAGGAAAGUCCACACUGCUUCAGAAUAAGUUAGGACCAUCUAGAAAUUGAUGACUGGCUGCGAGUUGCUAUCUACUCAGCUUAGAUGGACAAGUUAUCUCUUGAUGUUGAGAAAAUAAUUGAUAAGUAAGGGGGAUUCGUGGCUUACUAGGGAGUGAUAAAACAUGGAAUUUUUCACAAAUCAUCAGCUGUUUAGGGUAGAAUAUAGUCCAUGUGCCAUAUGAGGUGACUCUGGUGCAAGUGGCUCCUGCCUUUCUGGUAGAAGGACGUGGAGCAAGUCAGCUGAAAGUCUGAUGUGUGAUAAUUUGUUUAGCUUGGUUAAGGGCUGAGAUCUGCAAACCCUGCAGUGGGAAGAGCCAGGGCAGUAGGUAGUCAGGCCAUCUACUGAUGGCAGAGCAGAGGUGAGUGGUGUUCAGGUGGCACGUGAAUUUAUGUGCACAUGUGACACUGUGUCUUUAGCCACAGCAGUUUUUUAGGUACCCCAUGUAUUUUCUGCUCUUGUUAAAGAAAAAGGACAGAGGAACCUGGCAGGAGAUGGAUGCAAGUGUAUUUCACUUGCCUGUGACAUCAGUCACUGCUGCCUCCUUUGUGCCAGUGAGCAUGUGGCCACCUGGCUGAAAGAAACAUGAAAGUUGUCCCUGAAAAUUAUUCCUAUCUUAUCUGGAGCCAGUUCUCAGCUGGGGCACAAGUGCUAGCAAUGGAAGGGAUAGAGUUGGGAAGGCUUAGGCUGGUGGAAGUUGCUUUCCUGGGUCCAACACGGCAGUCAGUGUCCAGGAGGUUAAAGUUGCAUUUUUGACAGACCUGUUUGAAUGCUGGUGGGUCCAGUCCUAGUUGUGUUACAAGCACAAGCUUUAUGCAUUCCUGGGAAAGGAUGAGGAGGACAGCGUUUGCUAAGAGGUAGAGGCAGAUUUAAAGAUGUAUUUAAUAGCCCUUGGUAGGGAGCCAUAUCUAGAAACUGGGGCCUGGUUCAAGGAUCAAAGAGUGUCCUCUGUCACUCCAUCCUCCAGUGCCAUAGGGAGAUGUGUAGGGUGUAGAAUACUCAUGUCAAUUUAUCUAUUUGCUUUUACAUGAUCUUAAAGAAGUCUGACAGCUCAAUAUAAGCGUUAAAUAACCUUUCCCGAGUCCUCUUGUUUCCCAGUUGCUCUCCUUAUCAAUGAGGUGUGUAAUCAAGUACUUCAUUAAACAGCAGCUUAUUAAAAAGUAACGUGCAGUUCAGCUGCAAGGGUGUAAAAUAAGCAAAUGCUUAACAAAUCUGGUAAGUGCAGCACGUGAUGAAAACCAGUGGUAGCUCUUGGGUGUAGUGGAGUCACCUUUUGCUGGUGCAGCUGUUCUCCCUCUUAUGUGGUUGAAUGAGGGUCGGAGAAAUAGGAUGUGCCCUUCCCAGUAAAAUUGUGCUGAAGGAGCAUAUGUUGGCUGAUUCAUUGCUUACCCCACCUCUCAGGUCACACGGGGAAUCCACUGGUGGAUGCUCAUGCAGAGGUUUGCUUCCUGGUGGCUAUCAGGAUGAGUGGUUGCUCAAAUACCUCCUGCUGCUGCUGGUUCUGGUCCCUCCUAAAGCUGCUGCUCUUCCUAGAGCAGCCUCUUACUCCACGCUCUCUCUUUCCUUGCCCGCUCCACUGUCACAGAUACAAUUCAGGGUGCAGGCUCAGCUUGCAUUCAGAGUUAUCAUUUGUUUUCUGUAGCAGCAGGUCUCUAGCCUUUUUUCUUCUUCCAUGCUGAUUUUUGGCUCUCACCAGCCUCAGUCCAGCACAGACUGACAGUCUCAGAAAGGCCACGGGGAAAAUAGCAGCGUGCUCUUUCUUGUACACAGAGAAAGGUUUCUUGCCUUUAAUGUUUCAUGUCACAGUAAGGCCACAAGUCUGAUACUUUCAUCUACUUGGUAUGCCUUUAUUUCAUCUCUCCACAUUCUCCUUGUCAAAGAGUGGGGAGAAAAGACUGAAGUGAAUCAGUGAUAUCUGCAGCUGUUCCUGCUGGAGCAGCCAUAAGGCUGUACACCUCCAGGUACUUGACCACUUAUCACCAUCAAGCUUCUGCAGUUUAAAGGCCUAAAUAGGAAUAAGCCAGUGUAGAUUUUUUUUUUUUUUUUAACCUUCUGUUUGCAGUGCUGUAAUAUGGUGGCUAGUUUGUAGAAGUACAGGGGUGGUUCAUGAAAACUUAACUGAAAGGUAAACCAAGCUGUGCAUUUGCAUCUUGUUGGUUACUCUGUGGUAGCUGCUUGUGUACGUGCUCUCAGCCUUGUGCUCUCAAAAUCACUGUGGAGCAAGCUGUUUUGUUCUGGCUGUGGACUAAGACCAUGCAGGUGAGCAGCAGAGAUGGGACAGGAGGGGAUGGAAUUACACUGCAGGAACUGGGUAGCCUAAAAGAUGGAUGGUGCCCCUCUUGCAGGCCUGAGCUGUGGUCUGUAAUGCAGCCCUGCAGUUCUUUGCCAAGUUGAGAUUGAGUGUUUCAAAGCAAUAGAGCUCUGGCCUUUGUUUGUGGUAGAUUUUGCCCAUCCUGAUGUUUGCUGGUGUUCACAUGUUUUCCUCUUCAAGGGAAAAAGUGAUUUCCAUCGCUACUUUGGUAGAGGUGUGUCACUGGCAUGGCUUAGCCUGUAUUGUUUCAUUGGGUGGGGUGGGGGAAAGGGGAGAGGAGAUAUAACUGGGUAAUUGGAUUCAGGGAUGAUUGUGCUGCUGUGGUAGGUUUUACUGGAUGAAGCAGCUUGUUGCGAUAGGUGUUUGUUUCAGCUUCUGUCUGCAGGUGUGACUUGGCCAGAUAAGGAUGGUCUAUCACGUUGAUGAUUUCAUUGUUUGAUUUGGCUGGUCUGGGUGGAGAAUGUAGCUGCAUUGUUUGGGCCCAGCUUUGUAGUUUGGUUUUGUGAAGUGGAUUACAUGGCAGUGCAUUGCUACAUUAUUAAGAUGAAGCUGCAGUAGAUAAUAGUUGGAGAAUGUUGGAGGGAAGAGAAUAUGCACAGGGUUUCACAAUGUGUAACUAAUUGAGCCUCCCGCUCCUGGCGUUUCUGUUGGGAGAUCUGGUCAGCAGAAUGCAUUGGGAUUACACAGAAAACUUUAACUGCAGGGCUGUCCAUGUGUAAAUAGCUGAGAGUGCUCUGAGAUACUGUACUGGCCCUGACAGUGAGUGUUGUCUGGAUUCAUACUGUUCUUGCAGCCUCUACAGUUUUCACAGUGGGUGAGGGAGAAGCUGGCUCCUUUUUUACUUAUUUCAAUUUUACCAUUAAGGUGUUCCUCAAAGUCUGUGUUCCCUUGUAUUGCCAAACUUUCAGGCACUUAAACUUGCUUCAACAUGUGAUUGAGCAUAAAUUGAUGCAGGGCUGUCUGUAUUACUGAAAACGUAGCAGAUGGGUUCUCAGGCCAUGGACUCUUUCGACCUUAUAGGAAAUAAUCAUAGUACAAGGUGGGGCCAACCCCUCUAUCUUGAGCAGACUUGCAGUAUGUCUUACCUGGGAAGGGUUGCCAUUGGAUCCCCUUCUCCCUGUAGUGUGUACAAUGAUGUGAACAGUAGGUAGUGCUUCCUUCUCCUAAAACCUGCCUGGUUUUCCCCUAGAUGUGACUGUCUGGCUCUACCUGAUGCUUGAUGUUUUUAUUUAAACAUUGUCUGGCUGUGGAGGAGGUUGUAUAUGUGAAGCACAGGGGUUUGGCAGGAGUUGCUGAGCACACAGUGAGGGGAAGGUGAGCCUUGGAAGAGAGAUGUGUGCAGAGAAGGGAAGGUGACAUGUCCAGGCUUUGUGUCAGCUUCUCUAAGCACAGAUGAGCUCAUGGGAGUCGAGCUGGCUGAAAUGUGGGAGUGCUAAAGCAGGUCUGACCUAUUCUCCCCCAUGGUCAGCACGGAUCUUCAGAUUCUUCCAGUUGGAUGGUGACUUUUUGGGUGCUGACAAAUAUUGCCAGUCUGAGCAGAGGCUUCCCCUUGUCGAUGGUUCAGAGCAGGCUUUGAUUCCUCUGCUUCUGUGUCUGGAUGCAUGGAAGGGAUGUACAGCUUGGCUUUGGCUGUGUGUUCUUGUUGGUGAAAUUUUUCCUCUCUCUUCUUUUCCAGGUGAUUGUUUCUUGUGAGACAAGUGGUUUGCAACUCAUGGCCUCCACGAUGAGUACUGCCGUGUCGUGACACCAGGGGUCUUGGGUGCCCUGGAGAUGCGAGACUUCCCCUGGGCAGCAGGAGGCACGCGUCUAGAGAAUGCUGGAGCUGCAGGAGGGAAGUGCCCAGUGCAAAAGCAGCGAGGAGCCAAGAGAAAAAAGGCAAGCAGACAGCCAGCACUGAGAGGAGCGGGUGGCAGGAAGCGCUUCGACGCUGCCUCUGGCGGCACGAUCCCCAGGGGAACUUGACGAGAGCCCAUCUGCGUGUGUGUGAGACUGUGAGCUCAGGAUUUCUGUCAAUGCAUUCCAGUAACCCCAAAGUGAGGAACUCCCCGUCAGGCAACACACAGAGCCCCAAAUCAAAGCAGGAGGUGAUGGUCCGCCCCCCUACAGUGAUGUCCCCGUCUGGCAACCCUCAGCUGGAUUCCAAAUUUUCCAACCAAGGCAAACAAGGGGGCUCCACCAGCCAAUCCCAGCCCUCUCCCUGUGACCCCAAAAGUGGAGGUCACACCCCCAAAGUGCUCCCUGGCCCAGGUGGGAGCAUGGGGCUGAAGAAUGGGGCUGGAAAUGGUGCCAAGGGGAAGGGGAAGAGAGAGAGGAGCAUUUCAGCAGACUCCUUUGAACAGAGGGAAGCUGGGACUCCUAAUGAUGACCCUGAAAUCAAAGACUGCAAUUCUGCUGAUCAUGUGAAGUCCCAGGAGUCUCAGCACACACCACACUCCAUGACUCCUUCAAAUGCUUCAGCCCCAAGGUCUUCCACACCUUCCCAUGGUCUGACUGCCACUUUGGAGCCAGCAAGUGGGCAGAAGACUCCAUCCAAAGUGGUUUAUGUAUUUUCUACUGAGAUGGCCAACAAGGCUGCAGAAGCUGUGCUGAAGGGACAGGUGGAAACCAUUGUGUCCUUUCAUAUCCAGAACAUCUCAAACAGCAAGGCGGAACGAAACACUGUACCUUUGAACCCCCAGAUCACUGCACUUCGGACUGAACCCAAGCCCCUGCCGCAGCCCCAGCCCCCCGCAGCCCCGGACCAGAACCCUCCCCAGAACGCCAAAAUGCAGCCGACCCCACCCGUGUCAGCACCGGUGUCCAAAUCCGCUGGCCCCCCGUGUCCCAUAGAUCAGGACAGUCCCAGUGUGGAAAGCAAAGUGAUGUCUGUGGGCAGCCCUGCCAACUCUACCCCGUUGCAGACAGAAGGGUUUGGGCAGAGUUCAACCCCCAAUAACCGAGCGGUGAGCCCGGUUUCCCAAGGUAGCAAUAGCUCAGCUGCAGACUCCAAAGGUCCUCCCCAGCAGGUGUCUGGUGGGGACCCAUCCAGCUUGGGCGAGAAUCCAGAUGGACUGUCACAGGAGCAGCUGGAGCAUCGGGAGCGCUCACUGCAGACCCUGCGAGACAUACAGCGCAUGCUCUUCCCUGAUGAGAAGGAGUUUGCUGGAGGGCAGAGUGGGGGGCCUCCCCCAAAUGCUGGGGUGCUGGAUGGUCCCCAAAAGAAACCUGAAGGGCCGAUACAGGCUAUGAUGGCUCAAUCCCAAAGUUUAGGCAAAGGGUCAGGGUCUCGGACAGAUGGAGGGGCUCCGUUUGGCCCUCAAGGACACAGAGACAUGCCUUUUUCCCCAGAUGAAAUGGGGCCACCACCAAUGAACUCCCAGUCAGGACCCAUAGGCCCAGACCACCUGGACCAUAUGACUCCUGAGCAGGUGGCCUGGCUCAAGCUGCAGCAGGAGUUCUACGAGGAGAAGAGAAGAAAGCAAGAGCAGGUGGUUGUGCAGCAGUGUUCCCUACAGGAUAUGAUGGUCCACCAGCACGGGCCUCGAGGGGUGGUCCGAGGUCCUCCUCCUCCCUACCAGAUGACCCCUGGUGAGGGCUGGGGACCUGGGGGCCCAGAGCCCUUCCCUGAAGGCAUGAACAUGUCGCACUCUCUGCCCCCCAGGGGCAUGGCCCCUCAUCCCAACGUGCCCGGGAGCCAGAUGCGCCUGCCUGGCUUUGCAGGAAUGAUGAACCCUGAGAUGGAGGGCCCCAGCGUCCCGAAUCCCGCCUCACGGCCUGGGCUUUCAGGAGUUAGUUGGCCAGAUGAUGUGCCAAAAAUCCCAGAUGGCCGAAACUUCCCUCCUGGCCAGGGUGUCUUCAGUGGCCCUGGCCGAGGGGAGCGGUUUCCCAAUCCACAGGGCCUGCCCGAAGAACUCUACCAGCAACAGCUGGCUGAGAAACAGAUGGGCCUUCCUCCUGGUCUGAACAUGGAAGGCAUCAGGCCUGGCAUGGAGAUAAACAGAAUGAUGCCCUCGCAGAGACAUAUGGAGCCUGGGAACAACCCCAUCUUCCCUCGCAUGCCGGUAGAAGGACCGAUGAGCCCUUCCAGGGGGGACUUCCCAAAAGGAAUACCCCCACAAAUGGCUUCUGGUAGGGAGCUGGAGUUUGGGAUGGGCCCUGGCAGCAUGAAGGGGGACAUGGGCAUGAAUGUCAGCAUGGGCUCCAACCCACCCCUGGUCCCUCAGAAGCUGAGGGAAGCAGGAGUCGGGCCGGAAGAGAUGAUGAAGCUGCGCCCUGGCGUCUCGGAGAUGCUCUCCUCUCAGCAGAAAAUGGUGCCGCUGCCGUUCGGGGAGCACCCGCAGCAGGAGUAUGGCAUGGGUCCCAGGCCUUUCCUUCCCAUGUCUCAGGGCCCAGGAGUCGGUCUCCGGAAUCUCAGAGAACAGAUCGGGCCUGACCAAAGGACUAACAACCGGCUCAGCCACAUGCCGCCACUACCUCUCAAUCCCACCAGUAACCCCAACAGCCUCAACACUGCUCCCCCUGCGCAGCGCAGCCUCGGCCGCAAGCCCUUGGAUAUCUCCGCAGCUGGUCAGGUGCAUUCGCCAGGAAUCAACCCCUUGAAGUCCCCCACGAUGCGCCAGGUCCAGUCUCCCAUGAUGGGGUCUCCCUCGGGGAACCUCAAGUCCCCCCAGACGCCCUCCCAGCUGGCAGGAAUGCUCGCGGGCCCCACUGCCGCAGCCGCUGCUGCCUCCAUUAAGUCCCCCCCUGUCUUGGGGUCUGCUGCUGCUUCUCCUGUCCACCUCAAGUCUCCGUCUCUCCCUGCACCUUCUCCUGGAUGGACUUCAUCUCCAAAGCCUCCUUUGCAGAGCCCUGGGAUUCCCCCGAACCACAAGGCGUCUCUGACCAUGUCUUCUCCAGCCAUGCUGGGGAAUGUGGAGUCGGGUGGUCCACCUCCCUCCACAGUCAGCCAGUCUGCUCCUGUGACUCUCCCUGGAAAUCUUCCCUCUAGCAGUCCUUACACAAUGCCUCCAGAGCCAACCCUCUCCCAGAAUCCCCUCUCCAUUAUGAUGUCCAGGAUGUCCAAAUUUGCCAUGCCGAGCUCUACACCACUCUAUCAUGAUGCCAUCAAAACUGUGGCCAGCUCGGAUGACGACUCCCCUCCAGCCCGCUCCCCAAACUUGCCACCUAUGAACAGUGUACCAGGAAUGGGCAUUAAUUCUCAGAAUCCUCGAAUUUCAGGUCCAAACCCAGUGGGUCCAAUGCCAACCCUUAGCCCAAUGGGAAUGACCCAGCCUCUUUCCCAUAACAACCAGAUGCCCUCUCCAAAUGCUAUGGGACCCAAUAUACCUCCUCACGGGGUCCCCGUGGGACCCGGCCUGAUGUCACACAACCCAAUGAUGGGACACGGUUCCCAGGAGUCUCCAAUGGUACCUCAAGGACGCCUGGGCUUCCCACAGGGGUUCCCUCCCGUACAGUCCCCUCCACAGCAGGUGCCAUUUCCACACAACGGGCCCAGCGGUGGACAAGGCAACUUCCCAGCGGGAAUGGGCUUCCACGGAGAAGGACCUCUGGGGCGUCCUACCAACCUGCCCCAAAGUUCGACAGAUCCAGCACUUUGCAAGACUGGAGGCCCUGGCGGUCCAGACUCCUUCACUGUUCUUGGAAACAAUAUGCCUUCGGUUUUCACUGAUCCAGAGCUGCAGGAGGUGAUCCGCCCUGGAGCCACGGGAAUACCCGAGUUCGACCUGUCCAGGAUUAUCCCGUCGGAGAAGCCUAGCCAGACACUACAGUAUUUCCCUCGUGGGGAGGUGCCAGGCCGCAAGCAGCCGCAGGGUCCCGGGCCUGGCUUCUCCCACAUGCAGGGGAUGAUAGGAGAGCAGACCCCGAGGAUGGGACUAACGUUGCCUGGCAUGGGGGGCCCCGGGCCGGUGGGAACUCCGGAUAUCCCCCUCGGGACGGCUCCGUCCAUGCCGGGCCACAACCCGAUGAGGCCCCCGGCCUUCCUGCAGCAGGGCAUGAUGGGGCCGCACCACCGCAUGAUGUCACCAGCACAGCCGGCCAUGCCCGGCCAGCCCGCCCUCAUGAGCAACCCCGUGGCCGCCGUGGGCAUGAUCCCGGGCAAGGACCGAGCCCCCGCGGGGCUGUACAGCCACCCCGGCCCCGUGGGGUCGCCCGGCAUGAUGAUGUCAAUGCAGGGCAUGAUGGGACCCCAACAAAACAUCAUGAUUCCCCCCCAGAUGAGGCCCCGAGGUAUGGCUGCUGACGUUGGCAUGGGAGGAUUUAGCCAAGGCCCUGGAAACCCGGGGAACAUGAUGUUUUAAGCUGCUACCAUAAGACUGGAUGUUCUGAUCCUUGUCAAGAUGAGAUUCCAAGUCCUGAGGGCUUUUUGGGAGCUUCAGGAGUACAGUUUGGCCAUGCAAUAGGUGAAAAGAGACCAGAGGACGCUUUGGGAAAUCUCGAAUGUAUGGAAUUACCUGAAAAAAAAAAAAAAAAUUAUUCAUUUAAACAGGUUGUUUUUUUUUUAAGAUUUAUUUUUUAAAAAUUAUUUUUGUGGACUUGGGUAUCCCGUGACGGCACCUGCUUUGAGAAUCUGUAGCUGUAUUUUGAGAAUUGCCAUUUGUCACAAGUUGCACCAUUCUCUGUAUGUUUACGUCCUUUGGACUGGCUUCUCCCAGGACUCUCGGUUAUUUUUGGGGUUUUUUGUGUACUGUACUAUAUUGUAAAAGGGAUUUUAGCAGAGACUUUAGUCUUUGGGGUGAGAGGAGAAUGGGAUUCUAGGCUGUUUACUUUAGGUGGAGAAUCCAUCUUCAGAACUUCGGACUAUUUUCCUUCAACUCCAAUGUAUAGAAAAACCAAACUACGACCUCAGAGCAGAGUAUUAAUGAAAAGCACAAAAAGGAACUUAAGUUCAGUGAGGGGAAUCUUUUAAAAGAAAUAAAUAAUAAGUUAAGGACAUAUUUUUCAAAUUAUGGCGUGCUGUCCAGCACCUUCUGUCUCUCCCUCCCACUCUUUAUUAAAUAGGCUUCUCUCUCUCCGUCCCCUUCUGUCUCCUCCUAUGGCAGCUGCAAUACAUUGUGUUAUUUUGGGGAGUAAAUCUAGGAGAGCCUCUCCUCACGUGGGGACUCUUCCCACUUCUAGGAAGGGGCUGGACUUGGACACUGUUACAUCCUACAGUAGUCUCUCUCACUGUUUCCUAUUCUCCUUUUCUUAGAAACCCCAAGUGAUUUUAUUAAUGUGGGAGUGGAACAGACACUAAAAGUUACCCAGGAUUUUUUUUUGUGGUUAUUUUUUUUUCCUCCCCAGCGUAAAACGUUCUGUGUAACCUCCAUUAAAUUUGGUACAAAACCACUCGCCAGGGCUGUGGUGUCAGAAAAAUAAAAUAUAUUGUUUCUUACAAAAACAAA
Molecule: messenger RNA, 20174 nt
Organism: Myiozetetes cayanensis
Lineage: Eukaryota; Metazoa; Chordata; Aves; Passeriformes; Tyrannidae
Gene: BCL9
Product: BCL9 transcription coactivator
Exons: 8
Coding region: 14826-19091 (1421 amino acids)
Biological process (GO): positive regulation of transcription by RNA polymerase II; canonical Wnt signaling pathway
Cellular component (GO): beta-catenin-TCF complex
Molecular function (GO): transcription coactivator activity; beta-catenin binding
Source: RefSeq, a predicted model, not a curated record